Messenger RNA from Hemibagrus wyckioides, 4495 nucleotides. RefSeq names its product TOX high mobility group box family member 4 b (gene tox4b). The record is from RefSeq and is a predicted model, not a curated record. The transcript is spliced from 9 exons. NCBI's taxonomy places the organism in Eukaryota, Metazoa, Chordata, Actinopteri, Siluriformes, Bagridae. Bases 1348 to 3333 code for a protein of 661 amino acids. Gene Ontology annotation, cellular component: nucleus. Gene Ontology annotation, molecular function: chromatin DNA binding. Gene Ontology annotation, biological process: regulation of transcription by RNA polymerase II.
AAAGCAUCGGCUCUUUUGUGCGAGAGUCGAUUCAAAAGCAAAAGUGGCAAAUGAUUCAGAAUCAGUGGCACAUUCCGAGGUCUGUGUUAUUGUCUGCUAUUUAAUCUAAAAUUGUUUUAGUGUUUUAUUUCAAAAUCUCCUCGGUCCAUGGGCGUGUGUACAAGUUCGUAUGUGAAAUAUUUUUGUGGUCCAAAUGUAUCUAGUCAGCUAGAACGACCGAAGUGGAGCAUAUCUUUUGUCUGGUCACGAUUAUUUCAUAUUAAACCAUCAGAUCAGUGUUUACUUCAUUUUUGCGUUAUUUAUUCUAUAAGAUCAUCAUACUGGGUUUUUUUGGAAUCAAGAAUCAGAAUCGGAGUCGACUCCUCCGGUCUUAACUGUGUUUAAAAUGCUGAGCCGGUUCUGCGUGCCGUCAGGCCAGUCCAUUGCUCGUUAGAGGGGUGUACGUCGUAUUUCUGGAAACGCGAUCCCUAUGUUGUUUUUGAUGUUUACCGCAUUUCACAUUAUGACUGAAUGUGUCUAUGUGCGCUCCACGAUUUAUCAUAAAGUUUGUCGAAUUCAGCAGUUUAAUGAACGUCCGUGAAAUACCAAGAGCACCAUUACGCCCCCUUUGUUGCACCUCCAUCCUGAGGUCUGAAUCCGUAUCUCGAGCUCGAUUGAGAAGCCUGUGGCGCACGUAGAGCGAGGGGGGGUUUUUGAUGUGAUCAGCGGUAUCGAGCAGUUUGGGGAUUUUAUGUGGAUUUGAAUUCGCAUUAGGUUAUUUUAAUGUGUCAGGAUUAGGCGCCCUGGUGUGUGUGUGAUAAACGACGCAGUGCGAGAUGUGGAAUUUUGCUGUAACCGGUGCCAUAGCCGUGUUUUUUCCCCCCCAUGUGGCUGUCAUUCAAAUGGAAUCUGCGUUAGCCGUGAGCUAGCCUGCUAGCUAGCACGCCUUUGGACUCGCGCAGGACUCCGCUGCUAUCUUUAUUUUUAUUUUUUUUAAACGUAAUUGUUUGUGAUUUCACCUUUUUUUUAAGAACAUUUUUUUGUUUGUCCUAAAUACAUAACGCGCAAAGUUGCCUAAGUGUCUGUGUGCUAUGCGCCGCAGUAUGCGUCAGUCAUGCGGGACAGCGCGAGCCGACCGUGAGAGAGUAUAGUGGACUUAACCCGGGUUAUUUCUGGCGCCUGGGGUCACCGGAUCCGUCCGUCCGUCCGUCCAUCCAUCCAUCCAUCCAUCCAUCCAUCCAAAGCCUUAAAGUCGGUCCACCUGGAUACUAGCUCACACGGAGGAUUUCUGAGACUCGGUCGGCGUCACACUGCGGUUCGAAUUUCAUUUUUUUGCCCCCCAUUGCGCAUGCUCACACUAGUCAUACAAUGGAUCUGAAUUUUUACUCGGACCUGACGGAUGGGACCGGACAGCCCGGGGAUCCCGAGUUCCUGGACGCUCAAGCCUUUAACGGGUUUGAUACCGUUCAAAAGUUUCCCGGAGGAAGCGACAACUUUUUGCCCAUCAGUGGAGAGGGCCAUCCUUUCCUGUCCUCCUCCGAGGUACCACUCCACUCCACAUACUCCCUUCAAAUCCAGGAUGCUGAGACUUUCCACACACCCAGUCUGGGCGACGAGGAGUUUGAGAUCCCGCCCAUCUCGCUGGACCCUGACUCGGCCCUCAGCGUUUCUGAUGUGGUGUCGCACUUCGGAGAGCUGGGCGAUGGUGGUCCAGCCCCUGUCGUCCCUGGCAAUGCUGUGGUACAGGGUGAUGACCCUUCCUUUGCCUCAACCUUUGUAAACCCAACAACACAAGGGCUUGAGCAUUUGAGUCUGAUGACCCAGCAAGGAGGAGGACCGAUGUUGGGAUCAACUCUGGGAAUGGAUCUUGGGCAUCCCAUUGGCUCACAGUUCCGCAGCUCCUCCCCCAUGACCAUCGACGUGCCACUCCCAGACAUGAACCACGGCCUGCUGGGGCACAAUCCACUGACCACUAUUGAUCAGUCGGAGCUUAGUGCACAGCUGGGUCUCAGUCUAGGGGGCGGGGCCAUUCUUACACGCACUCACUCACCUGACCAGCCACUUUCAGCCACCGGCUCGCCUUCGGAAUCACUGCAGGAUGACGACAUGGACGACUUCAGAAGAAAGAGCGUGCUUGUGGAGUCCCCAGUGUCUCUUUCCGUCUCUCCCGGUGUUUCUCUAUCUCCUGCUCUCUCAGAGCAGCCUGCCUCAUCUGUGUCCCCUGCUCCACCCACCCUGGCCCGUAAAGGAGUAGGUGUUGGAGGGGCCAAAAAAGGCAAGAAGAAGAAGGAUCCCAACGAGCCUCAGAAGCCAGUUUCGGCAUAUGCGUUGUUCUUCCGUGAUACACAGGCAGCUAUCAAGGGACAGAACCCCAACGCCACGUUUGGAGAGGUGUCCAAGAUCGUUGCAUCCAUGUGGGACAGUUUGGGGGAGGAGCAGAAGCAGGUCUACAAGAGGAAGACUGAAGCUGCUAAGAAAGAGUAUCUUAAAGCACUGGCAGCUUAUAGAGCCAGUCAGCUAUCGCAGACCACUAUUGAGGUGCUGGACACGGCGCCUUCUCCACCCGCUGCACCUGUUGUAACACCUAUCCCUGAGGCUCCACCCCCUCAGCCAACGCCCACACGCUCCAGCCGCAUCCCGGUGCAUGCACCCGACAACAACACCAUCACCAACAUUUGCAUGUCGAACAUCAUCAUCGACUUGCCGCAAGUGACUACACGCUCUCGCACAGGUGCCCACAAGCCGCCCGCUUCCUCAGCUCCACCCACUGCACCGACCCCGACCCUGCCCACGGUCACCAAGAUCGUCCCCAAGCAGCCGUCAGCCCGCCAGCCGCCACCCCUGCAGCAGAUGCAGAACACGCCGCCGCCCCCACGCCUCCAGCAGAUGGUGCAUUCUGUUGCACCGCCACCUCUCCAGGCCAAACCUCGCGGAGGAGGUGCGGUCGGCCAGGCCACUGCCCCUGUUGCUGCCACACCUCCUCCUCCGCUGCAGAUCAAAAUAGUCCCUGCCCCUGCACAGGCGGAGAUGGCCACACCUAUUAUUGUGACUAGCACCACAGAGGCACCCACAGAUGCUGCCACUAUGGAGGUGGAAGUGGCGCAGCCAGCUACUAUAGUCACCACAGAAGCAGAGGAAGGGAUGGAGGUGGAACUGAACAGCUCUCCAGCACAUGAGGUGGAUGCUCCUGCAGGUCCUGCUGUUUGUGUGCGUGCAGGCUGCAACAACCCACCUGUGGAAAGCAAAGACUGGGACAGAGAAUACUGUAGCAAUGAGUGUGUGGCCACACAUUGCAGGGAUGUAUUCAUGGCUUGGUGUGCGAUCAGAGGACAGAACUCCACCACCGUCACUUAAAACUCAGAGGACCAAUUGCUGAGUGAAACAGGGAUGAAGGCAGAGAGAGAGGAAAUGAGAAUUGGCAUUGCCGUGAGCAUUUAUAGAUAGGAAAGACUUUCAGAGGAAUAUUUUUUAAUCAGUUUUUUGUUUAUCACUACUUGCAUCUCAAGGUAACACUGAAUGUGAUGAUUUUACAGGGAUUAAGUGGACCCGUCAGCACCAGUAUGGUUAACAAUGUAGUUAUUAGCUGUACUGAUUAGCUACAUGAUUGAGCUAUCCAUUUAAGCACAAAAGUGAAAAAAUUUCAUUUUUUUGAAGUUUGGGGAAAACUCGUGUUGGGAAAAAGUCCUUAAAUUGAUCAAUUUACGGGGGAACUAAAACCUCGAAAGGUUUGAAAAGAAGGCAUAAAAUGCUCAGUGGUAUGAACAAUUGAAAAAUUUUGACCCAAGUAGUUUUGUCAUUUAUUAGUUCAGUCUCCUUCCCAAAUUUGUAUGCCCAACAUAUAAAAAAAUAAAUAAAUAAAAAUUUCCCAUCUCCCAACCAGUCGAAUUCCAUGUGGAGUGGGGACAAUAUUAAAAAUGUUGAAACAUGUAGGUACUAUUUUCACAAGCCUCACAAAAAAAAGGGAUUAGAUUUGUCAAUAAGUUAAAUGAUUGAAGCUGGCAUUAUAAAAGUUGCAGUCUUUCCAAAAAUGUGCAGCUCUUUUUCCAAUUAUGCAGGAACGGUUUUGUGAUUUGUUUUGAUUUCAUGGAGAAGUGUCAAAAUAAUGAAGGACUAGCUCUGUUCAGUACAGCUGAAAUGUGCUGUACUGUAAUUUCUCACACACCUAAAGAGAUCACAUUUUAACAAUUUCCAAACUCUGAUCAUGACGUACGCUCAAAACCUCAGAUUGUAGAUCACUACUCUAGUGGAAACAUUUACUUGGGUAAGAUACAGUAUUGUGAACAAUGAGACACUAGAGAUUUUAAAUGUUCUAUACACCUACAUGAGCAAGAUCAGUGUUUUAUAUUCCAGGAUGGAGUUUGUUCCUUAUUUUGCAGCCUGCGUUGUUGGAGACAAAUUGCAAAAUUUCUACAUUGCAAUCUGUUACAAUUUUUGUUUUUUCCCAUUUUUUUUUUUUUUAGUGACUGGAAUCAGUGGAUUAGACAUUUCAUGUUAAAUAAACAUCAACCAUGAAUCA